UUUAGUACCCAUCGAAGAUUUGUUCUCAAUAAAUCAGAUUUAAGUCAGAAGAAAUUUCCGAAUAUAUAGUUAGAAAGAGCAUGAAAUUCCCAUUUUAGCUAACUACUUUUAAUUCUCUCCUGGGACCUAUGAGUGGAUGAAAAUCGAAUAAAGAUAUUGUGCAAAGACUUUUUACACGUAGGUUAGGUUGGUUUAAAUGUUCGAAAUUUUCGUAUCGGUGAUCAUGUUGGUGUUGAUUGUGUGGUUGAUUCAUGUCUUCAUUGCAAUUCGUGUUAGAAUAUUUUAUUUUUCUAUAUCUGCAUUGUUAAUCUUUGAAAAAUGAUUUUUCGGUAAGAAGAAUCUUGAACAACAUUAUCCGAACACAAUUUCUACAAACAAUAGUACUGAACUUCAUAAAGUAACAUCAAUAUAUGAUGGUUAUUCAAAUUUUAUUACUAUUAAAAAACAUUUUGCAAGCAAAAUAUCUAAAAAUUUACCAUUAGAUACAGUUACACCAUUACUUUGUGCUAGUAUUACAACUUAUUCACCUCUAAAACAAUAUCAUGUUGUUAUUAGUCUUGGUCAUAUGGCUGUUAAAUUUGGUGUAGCUAUGGGUACACAUGUUACUGUUAUUUCAACAUCAGAAUCAAAAUAUGAUGAUGUCAUAAAAUUUGAUGCUAAAGUAUUUCUUAUUUCAAAAGAUGUAGAACAAUUAAAAGGAGUAGAAAAUUCAUUUAAUUUUAUUAUUUAUACUGUUGUUUCAAUGAUUAAAAUCGGUGCACCACCAAAACUAGUGGAAAUUCCAGCAUUAAUUCUUUUAUUUAAACAACUAAUAAUUACUGGUAGUCAAAUUGAUAGAAUGAAACAGAAAAAAGAAAUUAGUAUAGCUUAUUUAUAA
Rotaria sordida is the source of this 877-nucleotide messenger RNA. The record is from the annotation of a GenBank genome assembly. Lineage: Eukaryota; Metazoa; Rotifera; Eurotatoria; Philodinida; Philodinidae.